CCAGAGGAGAGAGGGAGAGAGGGAGAGAGAGAGAGAGAGUUGCAGUAAUGGAGGUGGUGAGGAGAGUACCUGUAAUGAAAUGGACGAUGCUGUUGGUGUUAUCGUGCGGCAGAAGCGUUUCAGGGGAUUUGCUUCGUGUUGGAGGGUCAGCAAAUGGGUGGAAUCCAGACGUCAACUACACCGAAUGGGCUGGUCAUCAAUACUUCUACGUUGGCCUAUGGCUCUAUUUCGGAUAUGAUCGGCAUUAUUUCAACGUGCUGGAGGUGAACAAGACAAGCUACGAAACAUGCAACGAUGGAGAUCCAAUCACAAAUGUGUCGCGUGGAGCUGGAAGGGACGUAUUUAAUCUCAGGGAGGUCAAAACCUAUUACUUCCUCAGCGGUGGAGGAUACUGCUGGCAUGGCAUGAAACUGGCUGUCCCCGUUCACCAAUUCCCCUUACUGAUCACCCCAGCACCUUCUCCCAGCAAAAAUAGCUCCCCGUCGUCAAACCGCCGGAUUAUACUGCCAACCGGCAUUGCCACCGCUGUGGUGGUCUGGAUCAUCAACUCUCUCUUCAACUUCUGGUGGUAGUGAUUUUCUUCUUCUUCUUCUUUUGAAUUUCCCGGUGUGUAUCCAAGAGUUCUGUUGAAUGUUGAUGAACUUUUGCUUGCUUGCGUCUGUUAAUUAGUGAAAUUUGUUGGUGGUUGGUAGUCUUUGUCUCUGGGUAAAGACGGUAAGACUGGACUGAAAUUAAUGAUUCCUUUUGCUUACUAAAUUUGAACGAGUGAGGAGUAACAGGCUUCUGAAAUCUGAACAAAGCGGUUUUGGAGAAUAAAUCAACAACCUUUAUA
Nelumbo nucifera (sacred lotus) is the source of this 832-nucleotide messenger RNA. RefSeq names its product early nodulin-like protein 20. Gene Ontology annotation, molecular function: electron transfer activity. Gene Ontology annotation, cellular component: plasma membrane. The record is from RefSeq and is a predicted model, not a curated record. NCBI's taxonomy places the organism in Eukaryota, Viridiplantae, Streptophyta, Magnoliopsida, Proteales, Nelumbonaceae.